Manduca sexta (tobacco hornworm) is the source of this 1013-nucleotide messenger RNA. RefSeq lists its product as uncharacterized. The transcript is spliced from 2 exons. The record is from RefSeq and is a predicted model, not a curated record. NCBI's taxonomy places the organism in Eukaryota, Metazoa, Arthropoda, Insecta, Lepidoptera, Sphingidae. The coding region runs from base 472 to 888 and encodes 138 amino acids.
CGCAGGCGCAGCGCGAGCGGGACGACGCCGCCGCCGCCCUCCAGCAAAUGCAACGCGAGCUGCAUCAGCACCGGUGCCACUACUUUACUUAAUCUCUGCGCAAACUGCUCACUUACCGCCAUUUUCUAAACGAUUCUAAUCGCUUAUUUCGAUCUAUUUCAAAAAUAGACCAAACCGAAUAAAGAUUUUUUAAUAUAUGUUCACAAAUGAGUUAUUUCGAUCGGUUCAUGCUCGAGACCGAGACCGGAUUGAAGAUAAAGAUUGGGAUUGUUUAUUGAAAUCUGUGGAAUCAAACUGUGCAUAGCAUUAAUAAUGAGUAGGUAAGUCAAGUCAAGUAAUAGACAUUACGCUGCGGACACUGUGUCGUGUGUCGGCAGGUCGGAGAGCGCGUGCGCGGCGGCGGCGCAGGAGAGUCGCGCGGCCGAGCUGGAGGCGCAGCUGCAGGCCGCGUCCGGCACCAUCGCGCGGCUCAUGCGCGACGUGCAGGCCGAGGCCGACGCGCGCCACCGCCUCGACGCCGCCGCGCGCGCCAAGGACGACGAGCUCGCGCGCCAGGCCGCGCUGCUGCGCGACAUGGACGCCGAGCGCGGCCGCCUGCGCGACAAGAUCGACGCCAUGCAGGCCACCAUCGACAACAUACAGAAGGAGCUGACGGGCCCCGCGCCUGCGCCCUGCGCCGAGCGGCGACAGCGGCCCGAGCGCCUGCGCGCCGAGCCCGCGCCGCCGCUCGACCGCAUGCUCUACAACUUCCUCAGCGACGCCAGCGCCGACGCCGACGGACAUGACUCGCCGUUGUCGCUGUCGCAGGUCAAGAUCGACUUGAACGCGAAGAGUCGCGCGUUUUUUAAGAAUAAGAGGUGCGAUGCUAAGCACAAGCGUGCCAAGUGAAGUGCGCGUUACAACACCCACCUGCAGUGGCAAGUCGAGCGGUGCCACUUGCUCGUGUGUCAUUUAUUUUAAUUAGUAUGCAAUAAUUUAAUUAAUGUCUCAUAAUUAAAUAUGUUUUUGUUAAA